Molecule: messenger RNA, 2701 nt
Organism: Hypoxylon trugodes
Lineage: Eukaryota; Fungi; Ascomycota; Sordariomycetes; Xylariales; Hypoxylaceae
Product: MFS general substrate transporter
Exons: 9
Coding region: 613-2475 (620 amino acids)
Biological process (GO): basic amino acid transport; transmembrane transport
Cellular component (GO): fungal-type vacuole membrane
Molecular function (GO): basic amino acid transmembrane transporter activity
Source: RefSeq, a predicted model, not a curated record
ACUAUUCUCAAACGAAAUAAACGAAGGGGGAAAAAGCUAUACGAUACCGAGAAGGUACAUAUAGUCCUAGAUUUUAGUAAGGCGACUAUUGUUACAUCAGCCACAACCCAUUCUACACUUUUAAAGUGGUUACUAUCUGAGUUUGGGGGGCUUUGAUUGGUCCAUGAGAGAUUAGAGCUGAAUUUUAGCUCUCGGACUCUCUUAGGUACUUAGGUACUUAGGUCUUCUAUCGCUUUCGGAUUCGCUUAACUGGGUCGAUCUCUUCUCAGCCACUUGCACUUCAAUCACCAUUCGCUGACUUAGUCAAUCUGAAAUCGAAAAAUACUACCUUAUUGACGAUGCUAGAUCCCCAUAGAGCCCUUGGGGCCUCUCAUUUUCACUUAAGCACGCGGGAAUUACGAAACCUACCCACAAUGCAUCAUUUCUGGAUCGUGUCUUUCAGGGGGGCUAUGCCGGCAUCAACUAGUAGAGUUGAAGAUUCUGCGGCUGGAGGACAAGAUAUAUAUGACAGCGCAGUCACUUCACUCUGCUGCUCUCACAUAGAACGAUAAAGAUCAUCAAUCAAGUCAACUUCAACAUUCUUUUCCCGUGGAAGUACUCCUAUUGCCCGCCAUGUUGAUAUACUACUUGGCACAAGCCUUCGGCUCGAAAAGGAGCAAAAAGCAAAACGCCAAACCGAGAGCACCAUGUGUACACGAAAUAAAUGAACUUCAGCAAGGGACAGACGCCCAAACUAUCGGCACUACUCCUCGAGAGGGAAUUUGUCCCCAAUGUAAGGCUGAGAAACGAGCAGCCACAAAGUAUCGAUGGAAACUCGCCGCCUGUUUAAUCCUUCCCUAUUCCCUUCAAGCCCUAGAUGUCACGAUUAUCUCGACUGCUCUUCCAUGGAUUGCUGCCGAUUUCGGUGAAAUCGCCCAAUUGAACUGGAUUAUCUCAGCCUUCAACCUAACGUCAGCAGCAUUCAUCCCCUUCUGGGGUCAAAUGGCCGACAUAUUCGGACGACACUGGUCGCUACAAAUCUGCUCUCUUAUCAUGUUGGUCGGCAGUGCCUUAUGUACCAGUGUCCCAACCACUGCUUUCGGCGCAUUCCUCCUCGGUCGGGCUCUUCAAGGCGUUGGCUGUGCGGGCAUCAACACGACAAUCCGUGUCAUAUUAGCGGACAGGGUUACAUUGAAGGAGAAUGCGAAGAACUGGUCCGUGUUCGCAUUAACGGGAGGUGUAUGCUACGGCGUCGGCCCCGUCAUCGGAGGCUACCUUACAGCCGCCAACUGGAGAUGGUGUUUUGGCAUCAACUUACCCAUCGCAUUCGCCGGUAUCUUAAUCGUCUUCUUUUUUCUUCGGAACGAUCUCUUAGGACCUCAGCCUAUCCCAGAGUUGGACGAACAUCAAACCGGCCAACGUGAAAAGUUCGCCAAGCGGAUUUCUACUGUUGAUAUCGGUGGACAACUUCUAUUCCUAUUCGGGUUCGGGCUUGUUAUCCUUGCUCUUACUUGGGCUGGUGCGACUUACGACUGGAAUAACCCUGCGGUACUCGUCCCCCUCAUUGUCGGAGCUUUGCUGGCCUGUUUUUGGUGGUACUAUGAGUAUUCAAUGGGUUCGGGUGGAUUCUUAACUCGGAGGCUAUCCUUCCAACGGGCAAUGUUGCCCUGGAAGGUAAUUAAAGACCGCAACGUCACUCUCCUGGCUUAUAUCAACUUUGCUACAGGAAUGGCUAUGUACAGCGUCCUUUACUUUGUCAGCAUUUAUUUUACGAUAGUCAAGGGUGUUACAUCAGACCAGGCCGGUGUCCAAUUGCUGUAUUGGACUCCUGGACUCGGAGUGGGUGUACAGCUCUCAAUGUUCCUGUGCAACAAUUGGCCUCGUAAAACAUUUUGGCCUCUCUUUUUUGGAUCCCUAAUUGAGGCUGUUGGUAUCGGUAUGAUGGCAUGGGCCUUGUACUCUGGACACUCGCCUACCAUUUAUGGCAUGUUAGCCCUUACUGGUGUUGGUACGGGAAUGCGAUUUAUGCCGGGCAAUCUUCAUGCGGUCGGAUUUUUCCCCGAGAGCAUUGCUACCGUGAUUUGCGUAAUGGCCGUCGCUACGACGUUCGGAGGAACCCUGGCUCUCACUAUUAUGUCUACUGUUUUCAAUAACACAUCGGGUAUAACGCGCGACUCUCCUUUCCAUGACAAUUACGAUCUUAUAAAAACCCUUCCGGAUCAAGCCAAGGCCCAAGUUAUCGACGGUGCUAAGGAUGGAAUCACUUGGGCAUUUGUCGCAUUAACGCCGUUUAUGGUUCUCUGUGUUAUCGCAGCAGCCUGCUUAGGCAACGUAAACAUCACCAAGGAGACCGCCGACGAAACCUCCCGUGACCACCUGACGCACGGAAGCUACCUUCUCUCCCUAUUUUACAGAAAUAAGAACUCCGAAAAGAACCCAGACGUCGAGAUGGAAGAGAGAAUUUUAAAGAAUCCGCAAGACAAACAAGCCGCAUAGACACAGGCGACCAGCUCACAUUCAUCCGCUAAACUCUAAACUUCUUGGAAAAUAUUUCUUACCCUUCCCACUUGACAAUAUCCUUUAGAUCAAACACCUUAUGAGCUGUAUAUAGAGAGGGGUUGGGUUCAUACCUGCUCAGGUAUAUAGAGUCGAAUUGCAUGUACAUAUUAUGAUAUGUCAUUUAAUUUACGUUUUAAAUAGAAAUAAAUUUAUACCAGAUAUA